Chroicocephalus ridibundus (black-headed gull) is the source of this 2004-nucleotide messenger RNA. RefSeq names its product energy homeostasis associated (gene ENHO). The record is from RefSeq and is a predicted model, not a curated record. The coding region runs from base 590 to 775 and encodes 61 amino acids. Lineage: Eukaryota; Metazoa; Chordata; Aves; Charadriiformes; Laridae. The transcript is spliced from 2 exons.
CCUUCUCCCGGUGCCGGCGGGAGGGCGCGGGCAGCGCGCGGGGCUGCGGCACACACCGGGCGGCCCUUGGCGGGACCGCGCCGGGCUCCGCACCCCGCACCGGCACCGGCACCGCCGACCCGCUCCGCACCCGCGCCGCGGCCCGCACACACCGCUCGGCCACGGGACCCCGCCACGGGACCGCGCUCCGCACCGGGCCACGGCCCCGGCAGCGCCGCCCGCCCGCCCGCUGGCCCGUGGGGUCCCCGCCGUUCCCGGGACGGAGAGGAGGCGGGUGUAGGAGGGAGGAGAGGGGUCCCCGUGUCCCCACCGCCCUGCCGGAGGAGGGGAAGCCGAGGGAAAGCUCCGAUUGAUCCUUCCCAGCAGCGCGGUGAAGCGUGGGACACAGCUGCAAGUGGCCAAACUGUGACGGGACAAUGACAUCCUGCUGCCCGCCCAGCGCGAGCCCUGUCCCAUCGCCAGCACUGCCGCCAUCCCCUCUGUCCCCUGCCAAUGCUGGCGGGUAGAGGCUGCUCACUUGAUCACUGCGCUGGCAUCCCAAGUGUGGGGCCAAGCUGCGUGUCCCGCUUUUUCCCGUGGGACAGUGGCGAUGGGGGCUGCUCUCUCCACCGGAGCGGUUGUGGCAAUUUCUUUUAACUGUGUCAUCGCAUUGCUCAUCCUCAUCCUCUUCCUUAUCCUCUGCAAGGCCUGCAGGACCCCCUCAUGCCCCAAGAAGAGCCCAGCUUCUGAUGUGGACGAGGCAAGGAAUGAAGAGAAGUACCUGCUGCAGCCCUGAGCUGCCUGGGGAUGUGGGUACCUGGCUGUGCUGAAGGAGUCGUGCCAGCCUGGACGCCUGCGCUGGGACUGGGGUGCUGGACUGGGCAGGAUGAGAGCAGGAGGGAUGCUGAGCUGCUCGCCAGGGCUGUGAUGCGGGGCACGGCCCUUCGCCUGCCUGGUUUUGGUGUGUGAAGUCCCUGCGGAUGCCCACAGUGACCAUGGUGAUGGAGAGACAGCGUCUGGGGACAUGCCAUGCGGACAAUCCUGCCUGUCCCAGUGGCCAGCGAGUGCAGCAGGAGCCCUGCCCUCGAGCGUAUCCCGUGUUCGGGGACAGCCCCGGGCUCCUCCCUGGUGCCUGUGGCCCCGGCCGGUGGCCACUGUGUCGCAGACCUGAGCAGGGCUAGCCUGGAGCUCGGAGAGGGGAGGCAGCAGGGCUGGCACAGGCGCCUGUCCCCGAGCGGACUGGCUGCCCCAUGGUGGGAUGUGCCUGUGGGGGGACCUUAGCAGCCCUGGCCUCACCGGCAGAGUGGGUGUCUUGGGGAUGGCGCUGGGGUGCCAUGUGCCCCCAGCCUCAGGUUAUUUGGCACCCGUCUGCCCCAGCAGCCAAUUUAAUGAGCCAUGAGAGGGUCUGCAUGGUCUGUCUGUCUGUCUGCAGUCUGUCUGUCAAUCCCCUCCAGCAUUAGCACCAACACUGCCAGGCAAACAGCCCUCCUCCUUGCUGGGCGCGUGUCCCUGCCUGCUCUCCUGCCUGCUCCUAGCCGAGGCCAGCUGGUGGGGUUUGACCUGCUCGCGGGCCACAGACAUGCCCUCGCUGGUGUCCCCAUCCCCGUUGAGAGCAGCCUGGGAUGGCUUUUUUCUGGGGAGGUGGGAGACAUGGGGAGCGAUGAGAGUGCCUGGCCAAACAGCACUGAAGGGUCUUCUGGCCCCAUCGCUCCCCGGGGACCAGAGUGGCUCCGCAGGGAGGGAUGCUUGUGGUCUGGCUUGUCCCCAAGCCUGGCAGCUGCCUUCCCCCGCCCUGCCUGCAGGUGCUGUGGGUUUCAGAGGGCUCUGCCCUGCCCAUCCUAGAGCCGAGCAAUAGCCAAGGUCGCCGCUGGCACAGCCACUGCAAUAAGGGGACGGAGGGGUGGGCUGUGCUGGGAGGGAUGCUGGUCAGUGUCCCUGUGCGAUUCCUCCCCAUGUCAGGUGUAGCUAACGCAUCCCUUUGCAGAGGUGUUUUUACUAGACUAAUAAACUGAUCGUAGGACCAAG